Messenger RNA from Ambispora gerdemannii, 1086 nucleotides. NCBI's taxonomy places the organism in Eukaryota, Fungi, Glomeromycota, Glomeromycetes, Archaeosporales, Ambisporaceae. The record is from the annotation of a GenBank genome assembly.
AUGCUCGAAGACAAAUACAUUGGGGUUAUUUUAGCCAUCUCGUCCAGCGUGGCGAUCGGCAGCUCCUUCAUUAUAACGAAAAAAGGAUUAAUCGAUACGACAGAUAGACAUGGUUCAGCGAGUGAAGAUCAUAAAUAUCUAAGAAAUCCAAUAUGGUGGGGAGGAAUGCUAACCAUGGUUGUGGGUGAAUUGGCUAAUUUUGCAGCAUAUUCUUUUGCACCUGCAAUUCUCAUUACUCCACUUGGUGCUCUUAGUGUUUUAAUCGGUGCCGUACUUGCAUCGCUAAUUCUUGACGAGAAGCUUGGACGUUAUGGAAAAGUAGGAUGUGCAUUAUGUCUAAUUGGUUCUGUCAUGAUUGUGUUACACGCUCCUGGCGAUAAAGAAAUAAGAACCGUCGAUGAAAUUUUGAAUUAUGCUUUAAAACCAGUAUUUCUAAUAUAUUGCGUGUUUGUUUUUGGAUUUACUGUUUACAUGAUCAAGAGACUUGUCCCAAAAUACGGCAAAAAAAGUCCGUUGGUCUAUCUUUCAAUUUGUUCGUUGGUUGGAUCGAUAUCCGUCAUGUCAUGUAAAGGAUUUGGCAUUGCGCUAAAGCUGUCAUUUUCUGGCAACAACCAGUUCUCCCAUCCUUCAACCUACGUGUUUGUGAUAAUAUCAGCGGUCUGCAUCGUGACUCAGAUGAAUUACUUCAAUAAAGCGCUUGACCAAUUCUCGACAAAUAUAGUAAAUCCCAUUUACUAUGUGUUCUUUACAACAUCAACGAUAUUCGCUUCCGUAAUUCUUUUUCAAGGAUUUAACACUAGUAAUACAGUGAACGUCGUCAGUCUUUUCUGCGGCUUCCUGACAAUAUUCCUCGGAGUUUAUGUUUUAAAUACCGCGAAAUCGGAACUUCAGUUAUUACGGGAUAAAUUACCGAUGCAUCAAAAUGGAAAUGGCCUCAUAAGAGCGUCAUUGACGGGUGAUGAACGUAGUUCAAUCACGUUGAGAAGAGAUGCUACAUUGCUAGGCGCUUUCGAAGAAGAAGAGAACAUUGGAUUAACAGACCUGCGCGACGAUACUUCUGAUUCCGAAGAAGAUCAAAACAUAUAA